Molecule: messenger RNA, 1299 nt
Organism: Penicillium olsonii
Lineage: Eukaryota; Fungi; Ascomycota; Eurotiomycetes; Eurotiales; Aspergillaceae
Source: the annotation of a GenBank genome assembly
AUGAUGCAGGAGUUCAACCAGUCGGGCGAUGAACAAAAGGUUUUACCAACGGCCGUUUUUCUCAUUGGUUAUGUGAUAGGACCCAUGGUAUUCAGUCCAUUGAGCGAAACCAUUGGCCGUAGACCUGUUCUCUUGUGGUCUUUCACCGUUUUUGUGCUCGCUACUCUUGGCUGUGCUCUUGCGCCCAACUGGGCUUCUCUCCUCAUAUUUCGAUUAAUAUGCGGUCUCAUGGGGGCCGCCCCUCAGACUGUCAUUGGUGGUGUAUACGCAGAUCUGUUCUUCGACAUAAGAACUCGAGGUCGCGCAAUGGUGAUGUACAUGUCGGCUGCAAGUCUAGGUCCAAUUCUGGGUCCAAUUAUAUCAGGAUGCUCAGUCAAGUAUGGCUGGCGGUGGACUUUCAGAAUUGAUUUGAUCCUGAUUGGCACCACAUGGCUGGCCCUUUUUUUCUUGUCCGAAACCUUUGGUCCAGUUUUACUGAAACGACAAGCUGCUAAACUUCGGAAGCAAUCUGGUACAAACCGGUACAUCUCCCGUGCAGAGUUGAAAUCAGAUGCAACAUUCAGCACCUCACAAAUCAUCACUCGUCCCAUCACGAUGCUUCUUUUCGAGCCAAUUAUCACAUCAACGGCCGUCUACAUCUCUCUUGCUUAUAGCUUGGUCUUCUUCUACUUCCAGGCCUAUCCCAUCAUCUUCAAAGGUGUGUAUGGCUUCACCAUUGAGCAAACCGCUCUCACCUAUAUUCCUGUGGGUAUUGGUGCUGCAGGUUCUGGCCUUGUCACAUUCUACUACGACACGAUUUAUGAGAAAGCCAAAAAGCAGGGGAAAGCUUGGACAGCCAGCCCUGAGCUCCACCGACUUCCCUUGUCCUGCAUUGCUGGGCCAUGUUUGACGAUCAGCUUAUUCUGGCUGGCGUGGAGCGCAAGAUCAAGCCUCCACUGGACGGCUCCAGUGAUUUCGGGCCUCGUCUUCGGAUUCGGAUACCAAAUCAUCUUCACUUCUCUUCUCACAUAUGUGACUGAUGCAUACAAAAUCUACUCUGCCAGUGCGAUGGCCGCCUCGGUCAUUGUGCGAAGCAUUGCUGGAGCAUUGUUUCCCCUUGCUGCUGGGCCCCUUUAUGAUUCCCUUGGUGUGUCAUGGGGUACUUCGCUUCUUGGCUUCAUCAGCCUGGCCUGUAUUCCCAUUCCAUUUGCUUUGAUGUAUUGGGGUCCCUUGAUCCGAGAGAGAAGCUCAUUUUGUCAGCGAUUGCUUUUGGAGGAAAAGCUUCGUGCCAGUGGGUCCAGCACCCCGGCUGAAGCCUAA